Acaulospora morrowiae is the source of this 978-nucleotide messenger RNA. The record is from the annotation of a GenBank genome assembly. Lineage: Eukaryota; Fungi; Glomeromycota; Glomeromycetes; Diversisporales; Acaulosporaceae.
AUGCAACAAACUUCUGGGAGUAUCGCGGAUGGACCAGAAGUGUCAACGAAUAAAAAUAUCCUAAGAGGGGUAAAGGUUGAAACUCAAGAACCGCGAUCGGACGACGAAAACUCCAUCGCAUAUCUCCCCCGGAGAAGGAAACUGCCAAAGUCACCUGACGAAGGACCAAAGAAGAUGAAGGAGAAAUCAAAAGAGAUAUACAGGGAACACUGGUUGACGAACGAGAGAGGAUCACAAACAAGGAACAAGCCGAACUUGGCACCUGCUAACGAAAUCGAUGAUGUGAGAGCUAAGAUCUUGGAUCCUGACAGCGAACACCGAUUAUACAUCCGGAGCCCUAAUGCGUACCCACUUCAAGUAGAAAGGUUAUCAACUUUAAUUGAAAUAAAUAAACGGGUGCAAGAAAGGAAAAGAAGGUGCAAUCCAUUUAUCGUCCACGCCGGAUUCAACGCACCUAAGUUAAAUGAUAUGAACACCAUGUACGAAUCGCAACCGGAUGACACAUACUUACCUACGAGAGAGAAACGAGAAGCCAUCGCGCCAUCAAGAGGGAUAACGAUGAAGGAAGCAAUGGCGAAGGAACAAGACGAUGGAGAUGGGCGAAGGAAAAUUCCAACUGAACGACGCGAUCACAUAUUAAGGAAAGAAGAACGAGAGAAGAAGGGAAAAGGAGCAUUGGAGAAGGUGAAGGUGAAGGCAGAUGAGAGGGAAGAUUACAUUACAGAUGCACUGCUCGAUAAGUCCAACCUCUUUACAUUGGCCCGGCAUGCCGCUUUAAAUGCAUCAAGACCGGAAGACAUCAUCACAUCAAUAGAAGAACCGACGACAACGAGUAUAAUGAAAUCCCAACAGACGACGCGAACAGCACAUACUUACCGCCGAAGCCACAUGAUGAAGACACGGAUCAGAGGGCAACAAAGGAUAUCGACGAUAGUAAAAGGGCAGAAGAGAAAAAAGAUUACAUCAUGGAUGAGCUAG